AGGCGGGAACCAUUUUCGGUACAAGUCUAAUGGAAAUUUCCACUCGUCGUGUUGAGACAGAACGUAAAGCUGAUCUGACGAGGAGUCGAGGUGUUAUAGAGAACUGCUCAACAGUCACCGAAUAAUUACAAGUCGGCCUUUCGGACCUUGUUGACAAACUUAACGACUUCUAGAAUCUACUUUUUUUUUACGUCUUCUGGAACAAAUAGUCAAAAUGUCUCAGCAGCAGAUAAGCCUUCCAGCCAAGCUCAUUAAUGGUGGUAUUGCUGGCAUAGUCGGGGUCACUUGUGUCUUUCCCAUUGAUUUGGCAAAAACCAGGUUGCAGAACCAAAGAAUUGGGCAGCAAGCCUACAAGAGCAUGAUGGACUGCCUUGUCAAGACAGUUCGAUCAGAGGGAUACUUUGGAAUGUACAGAGGUGCAGCAGUAAAUUUGACUCUGGUUACCCCCGAGAAGGCCAUCAAGCUAGCUGCUAAUGACUUGUUCCGCCAUCACCUUGCCAAGGAUGGAAAAGGGUUGACUGUGUUCAAAGAGAUGCUGGCGGGUUGUGGUGCCGGCAUGUGCCAGGUCAUUGUGACCACCCCCAUGGAAAUGCUCAAGAUACAGUUACAGGAUGCAGGAAGGCUGGCAGCUCAACAACAAAAACCAGUCAUGGUGUCUCCUACAAAGCUUGCGGCCACCAACACGGUCCUCUCUCGCUCCUACAACUCUGGCACUGCUGUGUCUGCACCAAGAGCCGUGUCGGCCACUCGGAUUGCUACGGAUCUCCUCCGCACACAAGGCAUCCAGGGGCUCUACAAAGGUCUGGGAGCUACACUGAUGAGGGAUGUUCCCUUUUCCGUUGUAUACUUCCCGUUGUUUGCUAACCUGAACCGCCUGGGCAAACCCAGUCCUGAUGAGUCCUCGCCAUUCUACUGGGCCUUCCUGUCGGGCUGUGUAGCAGGAUCUACUGCUGCUGUUGCGGUUAACCCAUGUGAUGUGGUGAAGACCAGACUGCAGUCCCUGAACAAAGGGGCAAGUGAGGAGAGCUACAAUGGAGUUAUGGAUUGUGUAAACAAAAUUCUGCGAAAGGAAGGACCGUCUGCCUUCCUGAAGGGUGCAGGCUGCCGGGCUCUAGUCAUCGCACCUCUGUUUGGAAUUGCACAGGUCAUGUACUUCGUAGGAGUCGGUGAAUACAUCCUGGACAACUUUCCUUCGAGCUUCAUGUCUGUUUGAGACCGCUAUGCCUGUCUGACCCUUGACUUCUGGCAGCUACAAAACUUCAGUUUACAGCAACACGAUGAGUCGGGGUUGGAUGGUUUUAAUUAUCGGUACGGUCUGACAGCUGUGCUGCACUUUAAUGACUUAAUGCAGCCAUUGUUUGCACUUGAAGCUGUUGGUCACCUUGGGUUUGGGGCUCAGAACAAGAUUUUAAUCUGUUCAGAUUGAUUCCCUCUGUGAGGGAGGGAAAUUCAUCCAAAAAUAGACUAUUUUUGUGUUCUUUAUAUUUCCAUAUUUUGUAUGUGAAUGAUAUUUUAGUAAAUUAAACUUUGUAAUUUUUUAAAAUGAUCAUCACCAUUAUCAUUAUUCUUGCUGUUGCCAGUCUGAAAACAAAACAGAACAGUCAACUUGGUACUAAGAUGUGUAAUGUGUCAAUACUGUGAGGGCUAGUUUACACGUUACUUAUAAAUGGUAAUCAUGAUCCUUCCUUCAAGCACGGGACCACUGGUUUACCAAACCACGUGUCCUUGUAAAUCCUAGUGUUAGUGCUCAGAAGUUAAAACACUGUGGGAACUGAUGUGUUUGUAUUUUUUCUGCUAAAACUUGACACCGUUCAUGCACACAGUGUAUGUGUAUGUUCAUCCUCAUCAUCCUACACAUUUCCAUUCCUCUAGUUUGGGUUAUGCUGUGAUAUCUGUAAGAUCAGUACUCGUACUGCGACCAGUCCCUGUUACUGCCUUUGUUGUGUUUGUUUUGUAUGCAUUAUAUACUCAUUAAAUUUAUAAUCUGCUA
This is a messenger RNA of Nothobranchius furzeri (turquoise killifish), 1990 nucleotides long. It is a transcript of the gene slc25a55a, whose product is annotated as solute carrier family 25 member 55a. NCBI's taxonomy places the organism in Eukaryota, Metazoa, Chordata, Actinopteri, Cyprinodontiformes, Nothobranchiidae. The record is from RefSeq and is a predicted model, not a curated record. Gene Ontology annotation, biological process: malate-aspartate shuttle; aspartate transmembrane transport; L-glutamate transmembrane transport. Gene Ontology annotation, molecular function: L-aspartate transmembrane transporter activity; L-glutamate transmembrane transporter activity.